AUGUCUUUUCUACGCAAAGAGAAGAAACCUCGUGAUUCCAGCUUGUCGGGUCCAAACAAGGAGUCCUCAGGUCCCGGAGAAGCCAAUUUAACGGCCGACGAUCAUUCGGAAGACUACUUCAAUACCCCAACCGGCUCAGCCAAUUCUCCCAAAAAUGGCAGUGGCCAGGAAGAUUACAGCCCACGGUCAUCGGUGGUAGCACUUCCCGCUGAAAUCAACGAGAUAUCUCCGAAAAACGAUGGUAAUGCUCAGGUAAAAGAUGACUACCAUGGGUUCCACGCCAACCGGCGCCCAUUGGGUGGCCACAAUAUCCCACCAUUCUCACAGCCCAUCAAGCCACGAUUCAAGAAGAGAGGCACAAGACUUUUGGGCAAGUUGAUCUACUCGAGUCGCAAGGACUCGGAACCUUCUGAUCGUCUUCGGUUUGACUCGGAUGAAUCGGGCCACGAUCUGAUGGCUCUGACCUCGGCUAAUCCUCCUCGUUCCACGUCCAUGGCUUCUACCGGUUCUGGUAACCGUAAGAGCGCAAGCUCGGCCUCGUCGUCUCUGUCUAAACACAAGUUCCGCAUUCCAUCGUUGACAGAACGCCGACAAUCCACCCAGGAGGAACCCACCACGACCCACCACGAUUCCAAUGCAUUUGCUCUCGACAUGAACUUGGACGAAAUGCACGAUAUUUUAAAAUCUCCUACAAAAACUCCAGAACCAGACGUCCUUCCGGAGCGGAUCCAAUACAAAAAAAACACCAUCAUCAAAUUCUGUCGUCGACUCUCGAGUUGGCAAUUCCGACGAAAAACCAGCUACUGGAACCUGGAAGGCUCCAGACAGUUGGGAUGUCAAAGGUGA
Messenger RNA from Meyerozyma guilliermondii ATCC 6260, 846 nucleotides. RefSeq lists its product as uncharacterized. The transcript has a single exon. Lineage: Eukaryota; Fungi; Ascomycota; Pichiomycetes; Serinales; Debaryomycetaceae. The record is from RefSeq and is a predicted model, not a curated record. The coding region runs from base 1 to 846 and encodes 281 amino acids.